AUGUUCAUCCAGAAGGUGGCGGUAGCGAGCCUGUAAGCAGGUUUACCGAUCGCCAUUAAAACACAAAGAAGACAACUGCUGUUGUCGGGAAGCAAAUCUCGCACAAAACCGCGUGAACUCCAAAUCCCGUUCCUCUUUCAACUCUCCUCCAAGAUGCCAACCAAGGCGACCAAGACCAGGAAGCUCCGAGGACACGUCAGCCACGGACAUGGUCGUAUCGGCAAGCACAGGAAGCAUCCUGGAGGUCGUGGUAAUGCUGGUGGUAUGCAUCACCACAGAAUCAACUUUGACAAAUACCAUCCGGGCUACUUCGGUAAAGUGGGUAUGAGACAUUACCAUUUGAAGAGAAACACAACCCACUGCCCCACCAUCAACCUGGACAAGCUGUGGACGCUGGUGAGCGAGCAGACCAGACUCAACUAUGGCAAGAAGCCUGAGGGUCCCGCCCCCAUCAUUGAUGCUGUGCGCGCUGGCUACUACAAAAUUCUUGGAAAAGGCAAGCUGCCCAAACAGCCUGUGAUCGUCAAGGCCAAGUUCUUCAGCAGAAGGGCCGAAGAGAAGAUCAAGGCAGUGGGAGGAGCAUGCGUGCUGAUGGCAUAAAACUCCCGUCAGUGUGUUUUUUGCAAAAAUAAACUGUAUAAAUGGGAA
Molecule: messenger RNA, 648 nt
Organism: Limanda limanda (common dab)
Lineage: Eukaryota; Metazoa; Chordata; Actinopteri; Pleuronectiformes; Pleuronectidae
Gene: rpl27a
Product: ribosomal protein L27a
Biological process (GO): translation
Cellular component (GO): cytosolic large ribosomal subunit; ribosome
Molecular function (GO): structural constituent of ribosome
Source: RefSeq, a predicted model, not a curated record